UUAAGUUACUACUUGUUCCAUACAGUACAAAUACAAAUACAGCCUCAAGCACAAUAUUCAAGCACAAAAGAUGAAAACCAUUGUGGCUUCUUACAACAUCACUCCAAAUCAACCAACUCCAAAGGACCCUUUAUGGCUAUCCGAUAGUGACCAAAUCGGGGUCCUAGGUCAUGUAUCCAUUCUCUACAUUUACAGAUCAGCAAAAGAACACAACAACAACACCGUUGAGAGGAUGAAGAACUCUCUUAGCAAGCUUCUAUCGUACUACUAUCCAGUAGCUGGCAGGUUAAGGUUGUCAAAAAGUGGUCGAAUGGAAUUGGAUUGCAACGCAAAGGGAGUGACAUUGCUUGAAGCCGAAACCACAAACACAUUUGUUGAUUAUGGAGACGACUUUUCACCGUCCGAGUUCACCGAUGAACUCAUUCCAAAACUUGAUGAUACUCAACAACCUAUAGAGGAGAUUCCCCUACUGCUGGUGCAAUUAACAAGGUUCCAUAGUGGUGGUGAUUGUGAAGGCCUUGCCAUUGGAGUUCUUCUAUCUCAUCCUUUGACCGAUGCCACCGGCAUCAUUGACUUCAUGAACAGAUGGGCAAAGCUGUCUCGGGGAGAAGAACUAGACCCUAAUGAAAUCCCGUUUCUUGAUCGAACACUACUCAAAUUCCCAGACAUUUGGUUGGAGAAACCGAGGGAAGUAAAUACUAGAGAGAUUAGUAAACUUGACACCAGUACACUUCAACAUAUUCCAACAUCAAAACUGUUAGAUCAGUGGAAGAAGCCUGUGGUGCCACAAACACCAGAAGAUGAUGGGAUAGAUAAGCCAAAGAAGAGAAGUGGUGCAAUGCUAAAACUCACAUCAAGCCAGGUGGAGAGGCUAAAGAAUAAGGCUAUGGCUAAUAACCAUCAAUCUUCAAAACAAGGGUCAAGACCUAAUUAUAGCAGAUUUGAAGUUGUUGCUGCUCAUAUAUGGAGGUGUGCAUCUAAGGCUCUUGGUGAUGACCUAACUCAAGUUCGGUUCAGUGUUAAUUUUCGCAAUAGAAUGAACCCACCUCUCCCUCAUAACUAUUUUGGCAAUGCUGUGGCAAACGUAGCCACACCUGAGGGAGAUAUCAUAUCAAACCCAUUAGGUUUUGCUGCUCAUAAGAUAAGGGAAGCAUCUCAUGCAGUCACGGACGAGUUUGUAAAGUCACAAUUAAACGUUAGUCGUUUAGGCCAAGUGCAAUUGGAUAACAUAAGGGCUUUCUUCAUGCGACAAGGACACCGUGUGAAUAUCCCUUAUGCUUUGAAUCAUAAUGUUUUGUUCCUCACAAGCUUCACUAACAUGCCAGUGUAUGAAUCAGAUUUUGGUUGGGGAAAGCCAGUGCAUUUUGGCUUAGCAAGUAGAUCUCCAGCAGAUAGGGCUGCAAUUCUUCCAAGCCCAGAUGGAGAUGGUGUUAUUGUAGCCUUAUUUUUUCAGACAGCACUUAUGCAGCUUUUCAAAAAUUACUUUUAUGAGGAUAUGUAUUUAUCCUUGUUAUAGCUCGUAUGGAGCUACCAUAUUCUGUUAGCUAGCUUUAUUUGUUUUUUUGUGUUUUGGGUCUGUUUCCUUGUUUUUAUUAUUUAAGAGUUGAUCAUGUUCAGUUUCCUUUUCAGAACUUUUAAGUAUGUUUGAUCAUGACCUGACAAAAGGAGAUGAUCUUAGUUAUAUUUGGGUAAGGGAAAUGCUUGUUGUUACGUAUUCGUA
This is a messenger RNA of Glycine soja, 1720 nucleotides long. Its product is annotated as spermidine hydroxycinnamoyl transferase-like. Lineage: Eukaryota; Viridiplantae; Streptophyta; Magnoliopsida; Fabales; Fabaceae. The transcript has a single exon. Bases 71 to 1516 code for a protein of 481 amino acids. Gene Ontology annotation, molecular function: acyltransferase activity, transferring groups other than amino-acyl groups. The record is from RefSeq and is a predicted model, not a curated record.